UACAGUCACUCAUUCGAUUCCACUUCAAUCGCAAGUUAAGACAGCACCAAUUAUCGCCAUGGCAUUCAACAUUGGACACAUCUUUCUGGUCACGCUGCUCGCCGUGGUCUGCGCCGCAGAGACGAUUCAAUUGCAGCCAACGCAAGGCAUCCUGAUUCCCGCUCCAUUGGCCGAUAACAUUCGUGUGUCGAGAGCUGCCUAUGGUGGCUAUGGAGCACCAGCUGCUGCACCCGCCUAUUCCGCUCCAGCUGCUCCAUCAUACGGCGCACCAGCUGCACCCGCUGCGCCCGCUGCUCCUGCCUAUGCUGCACCCGCCGCACCAGCUGCCCCAGCCUACGCCGCCCCAGCACCAGCACCAGCACCAGCCGCACCCGCCUCCAUUCCAGCUCCACCGUGCCCCAAGAACUACCUGUUCAGCUGCCAACCCUCGCUGCAGCCCGUGCCCUGCUCGGCUCCAGCUCCCGCCUACGGCAACGCCGGUGCAUACUCCCAGUACGUUCCCCAAUACGCCGUGCCCUUUGUGCGCGAAAUGCUAUAAAUGAUUGAUCCUGACAUUCGGCUUACCUGGUCCAA
Messenger RNA from Drosophila navojoa, 573 nucleotides. It is a transcript of the gene Vm26Ab, whose product is annotated as Vitelline membrane 26Ab. NCBI's taxonomy places the organism in Eukaryota, Metazoa, Arthropoda, Insecta, Diptera, Drosophilidae. The record is from RefSeq and is a predicted model, not a curated record.